UGUUUAAUCUAUUAACUGUUAAAACUCCAAUUUCAACGAUAGAUGGCAGUGCAGUACAUUGCGGGAAAUGAGCGCCAAGCUCAUGUAGAAUACUAGAAACAGGAAUUUUGUGUUUGCUGUUUAAUAUUUAACCUGUAAAUCAGUGUUUUCACAAUUAAAAAUGGCUCUAAACGAUUAUGAAAUAGACGAGUUUGAAGCACAAUUCCAAGAUGAACUCGAGGCUAUGAUAGACGUCGAAAAUUCUGACUUGCAGAGCGGUGAUGGUCACAGCUCACGGAUUUCUCAAAAUCAUGCUUCGCACAGUAGAAAGAGCUUGCCCUUCAACUCUCCUAAAUCAGACAGAACCAACUCUGUCACAGAAGCUGGGAACACUGGUUCACUAAAGAAACGAAAUGGGAUAUCUAAUGAAGAAGAGUUUGUUUGCAUCCAGCCUCCGCAGAAGAGACCUCGCACCUCCUCCUCUCCACCCCUCCCUUCUGCGCCCCAGCUCGACGCAACCUUCCCUCUCCCAUCCCUCGACAUCGUCUGGGAUGACGACGACGACGACGUUGCCGUGACGAAGAAUCCGAUAGCCGAGCGCAUCCGCAGAGAGCGACAGAGGCGGAGCACGGCGGUCGAGGUCGAGGCGGUUGCCGCGGCGAUGGUGUUCUCCCCGUCGCAGGACAUUCAACGCAUACAGAGCGAGAGAGCGAGGAGAUCCGUGCAUCCGCUACUGACCUCUUCCUUCUCUAACAGGUGCGACGCAGGCGUUGAGCGGCGGCGCGUGCUGACGCGAGCGCCCCCUGGCGAGUGCGUGACAGUGACAGGGACGGAGGGCCGGAGGGUGUACAUGCGCUUGGAGACGGCAGAUCCGGCAGAUGAGCGGAAGAAGGAGGAGGAGGAGAAGAAGAAGAAGGAGGAGGCGAAGAAGAAGCCGUUCAAGCCGGCGGGCGUCGUGGAGCUUAGCGACGACCUUGACACUCAUGGAAGACCCACUCACAAGGUCACACAGCCGCCCGCGUCGCAAUCAGCAAACAAUGAAUGA
This is a messenger RNA of Priapulus caudatus, 1024 nucleotides long. RefSeq lists its product as uncharacterized. NCBI's taxonomy places the organism in Eukaryota, Metazoa, Priapulida, Priapulimorpha, Priapulimorphida, Priapulidae. The record is from RefSeq and is a predicted model, not a curated record. The coding region runs from base 161 to 1024 and encodes 287 amino acids. The transcript is spliced from 6 exons.